Molecule: messenger RNA, 1155 nt
Organism: Plectropomus leopardus (leopard coralgrouper)
Lineage: Eukaryota; Metazoa; Chordata; Actinopteri; Perciformes; Serranidae
Product: claudin-4-like
Cellular component (GO): membrane; bicellular tight junction
Molecular function (GO): structural molecule activity
Source: RefSeq, a predicted model, not a curated record
AGACAAGAAAAUGCCUCUUCUGGAGUCACAGUGGAUGUUUAAUUAGCUUUGUGGUUUUACCUUAUACCUGCAUAAUUGAAUAUUUUUAAAUGGGAGGGCAGGGCAGGCAGAUCGGGGGUCUAGCACUGGUUCUGAUUGGUGUUUUAGGAGUGUGUCUGACAUGUGGACUGCCAAUGUGGCGUGAGACGUCUUUUGUUGGAGCAAAUAUUGUGACAGCUCAAUCGGUGUGGGAUGGUCUGUGGUUACACUGUAUUGUUCAGGCCACAGGUCAGAUGCAGUGCAAGAGACACACAACAUCCAUCACUAUGACCUCUGACAUCCAGGCUGGACGUGCCCUCACACUGAUUUCCAUCAUCGCCGGCCUCCUCGGCUUCAUUGUCACCCUCCUCGGAGGAGGCGUAGUCAACUGUAGUGGCGCUCCACCUGAUCCUUUAGAGCCUCCGACCAACUCUUCCUCCAGAAAAAAGGUGUGUCUGCUGGGUGGAGCUCUGUGUAUCCUGGCCGGCAUCCUCUGCCUGGUAUCAGUCAGCUGGUCGGCAGCAGCAACCAUCUCAAUCUACAAUGACCCCUUUGUGACGGCAGCCCUGAAGAGAGAGGUGGGCUCCUCCAUAUACAUAGGCUGGGUUGCCUCUGUGUUGCUCCUGCUCGGCGGCGCUCUGAUCUGCUUCGUCUGUGGGGAGAAGGAGAGACCACCACCCUCAAACUACUCCUACAUGCCAUACAGCACCAACGCUCUAUACAGCGACUCUGCAUCCCACAUGGCCACUCUGAGGUCUGAUGUUAUAGGACCAAACACCUCGAGGAUGUUAGACCGUCAUACGCCAAGCAGGAUGUUAGAGCACGUAGCCCAAGUACAUGAACAUAAUCAAGCUCAGAGCGGGCCGUAUAAUCAGCCGCAGCGGACACAAGCAGCAUCUGAGCAGGGGACGUAUGGCCGUAAUCCGUCAAACAGAUCAGGGACACCAGACAAGGGGAAGGGCUUAGUUUUGGAAAUGAAUCCAUAUCUGGUGCGUGACAUUCCCAGCAGGACCACGACUGUGCCCAGUGAAUAUUAUUAUAAUACGGCCUAAAUCUGGAUGGAUCACUGGUCUGAGAAUGACUGAACACAGAAAUCACUCAACUGUGGUCGCUGAUUGUCUCUGUUGACAUGUAAAU